Scheffersomyces stipitis CBS 6054 is the source of this 1197-nucleotide messenger RNA. RefSeq names its product S8 family peptidase. The record is from RefSeq and is a predicted model, not a curated record. The coding region runs from base 1 to 1197 and encodes 398 amino acids. The transcript has a single exon. Lineage: Eukaryota; Fungi; Ascomycota; Pichiomycetes; Serinales; Debaryomycetaceae. Gene Ontology annotation, biological process: proteolysis. Gene Ontology annotation, molecular function: serine-type endopeptidase activity.
AUGUUAUUCACUAAGUUGUUGUUCAUACUUGCUUUCUACUUCAACUUCAUACACGCCGAAAACUACUUGAUCUCGUUGAAGAACAAUGAGAGUUUAGAGGCAUUCUUCAAAUAUGAUAUUCUCAGACCAGCUACUGAACAAGUGAGGGCGCUUCUUACCAAUUCAUUCUCAAUCGGCAAUUUCACUGGGUUUGUUGGGGACUUCUCCAAAACCAACCUUGAGAGACUCAAAAGAUGUCCCUUAGUGAACGAGAUCACACCAGAUGUGAUAUUUAAGGCUUAUGGAACUACUACUCAAGAGCAAGCCCCAAGACACCUCGCUCGUCUCUCCAGCAAAAAGAAGCUCAAGUCAGGAAAAAGCUACCAAUAUGUUUACAAUGACGACUAUACUGGAUCUGGGGUGUAUGCCUAUGUGUUAGAUUCUGGUGUUGCUAUUGGUCACCCUGAGUUCCAAGGUAGGGCUCGGUUUGGCAAAGACUUCACCAGCCAAGGCUCUGGUGAUUCUAAUGGGCAUGGAACACACGUUGCUGGUAUUAUAGGUUCUUCUACUUAUGGGGUAUCCAAGAAUGUAGAGAUUAUAGAAGUCAAAGUAUUGGAUAGUCUGGGCUCGGGUUCUCUCAGUACAAUUAUCUCAGCGCUAGAGUUCUCUGUGAACCAUAGAAAAAGAAGUGGAAAGAUGGGAGUAGCCAAUCUUUCAUUGGGGUCGUUUAGAAAUGGAGUCUUGAACAGUGCAAUCAAUGCUGCUGCAGAUACCGGUCUAGUUGUGAUAGUUGCAGCUGGAAAUUCCAAUAUCAAUGCCUGCUUAUCUAGUCCAGCUAGUGCUGAAGGUGCAAUUACUGUUGGAGCUAUAGACGACUACAACGAUUCUUUGGCAUCUUUCUCUAAUUGGGGGGAGUGCGUUGAUAUUUUUGCCAGUGGAGCCUAUGUUAAGAGUGUGAAUGCUGCAGACUAUAAUAAUCCAGAGACUCUCUCAGGCACUUCCAUGGCAUCUCCUGCCGUCUGUGGACUCGCUGCAAAUCUACUUAGUGAAGGGGUCCCUCCCCACAAGAUCAAGAGCAAGCUUCUUAGCCUAUCACUCAAGGACCAGAUCAAAAGAUCUUCCUUGUUCCUCAGAAGAGGCACUCCAAACAGAAUAGCUUAUAAUGGAAUUGAUGACGAAUACAGGGAUGACACGGACUCCGACUCCGACGAUGAUUAG